ACUAUGGUGGGAGACUACAGUUGACCUUUGACCCAUAGCCCACACGUGUGAAUGUACCAACACAUUUCCGUAUUUUCCGUCGUGUUUUAAUCGGCAAAAAUGCUCCGAAGGGCCGCGCGGAGGAAGGACAAGACGUCUCAGACGACGAGACAAGACACCCAAGACGCGGAAGAAAACAAAGAGAGCCCCCAGAAGGUUCUAAGAACGCCACAAGACAAGAAGGCGUGGAAAGCAGCUCGGAAGGCUGAAGAAGAGGCCGCCUUGGAGGAGCUGGUCUUGGGAAGACGGACGGAGGAACCGGUGGACAGACUUAAAGACGCGGAGGAAGAGUCUGAGGAGGGUUCUGAUCAUGAUGAUGACCUUGACAGUCUGGGGGUCAUGGAGACUAGGGAAGCUGCAUGGGUGGACGAUGAUGAUGAUGAUGACAGCAGAACAAGGGUUGAGAAGACGUCAGACGUUCCGUCCUGGGCACAAACGUCACGCGGAAGAAAACGGCAGCACCAGUCCGAUGAUGACAGUGAUGAGGAGUUAUUACAGCACACAGGAGACCUGCUGGCAGAGUCCACAGCUCUGCCCCGGGGGAACAUCAACAUCAAACGCUGCAGCGACGUCAACAAGACUUAUCCACACCAGGGCCCGGUAAGGAGAGUGGAGUUCCACCCUUCAGCACAGGUGUGUCUGACAGCAGCUCAGGACGUGCUCGCCCUCUUCCAGGUAGAUGGCAGGAACAACCCAAAGAUCCAGACGCUACACCUGGAGAAGUUCCCCAUCAGGUCGGCUCACUUCACCACCUGUGGGAGGGAGGUGGUUCUCACCUCGACUGUUCGGUGGUUCUAUGUGUACGACAUGAUUGCUGGCAAGGUCAGCAAGAUACCCAAAAUCAGAGGUGUAGAUGACACGAGUCUGCCCCGUUUCGAGGUGUCUCCAGACGGGAGAUUUCUGCUGUUUCUGGGGAAGAACGGCUUCCUGCAUCUGCUGUCUGCUAAGACAAAGGAAUGUGUGAGCAGUCUUAAGAUGAACAGCGAUGUCUCAGCGGCGACCUUCUCCAAGGACGGUCGACACCUGUACUCAGUAGGAGAUGAAGGUGAGGUGUAUGUGUGGGAUGUGGGGACCAGGGACUGCAUCCACAAGUUUAUAGAUGACGGCUGCACACAUGCCACCACCAUCGCUCUGUCUCAUAACAACAAGUAUCUGGCUACAGGGUCCCAGAGUGGCGUUGUGAACAUCUACGACACACAGACCACGCUAGCUAGCUCCUACCCAAAGCCGCUCAAGGCCCUUCUGAACCUGACAACACCGGUCACUCAGACGUGCUUCAACCACAGCGGAGAGGUCCUGGCCAUGUGCAGCAGGGAGGUGUUCAAGGCAGCCAGGCUGGUGCACCUGCCGACCUUGAGUGUGUUCUCUAACUUCCCGGAGGCAGACAGUACGGUGAAGCGUGUGCAGUGUCUGGACUUCUCCCCGCACAGCGGCUACCUGGCCAUGGGGAACAACCAGGGCAGGGCUCUACUCUACAGGUGGGAUCAAACAUUACAAGGACUUUUGAUAGAACCUGUGCCAAGGUCAUCUAGUCAUCAUGAUCAAGGUCUAAACGGGAUACCGGAUCGCCGAGGCGGCCACGGGGAGAGAAAAGGCGGCCAUGCGGGGCACCACGGCCACUGGCGCGCCUACAAACUACUGGUGGACCCGGCACUGCAGAAGGGGGGGCACCAGCAGAAACUCGACAAAGUUUACCGCUACGAUGGGGUGGUGCAGGGGAAACCCGACCUUUACCCUCCCAUCCACGUCCGAGACCCGCGCCGCCUGUCGCGACUGUGGCGCCGGAACGAGCCGGCCGAUCUGCCGGUACCCAAGUUCAAGGUUGAUGAGUUCUACGUAGGUUCCCCGCCGCGUCGACAGAUCACCUUCUCUAACCUGAACGACAACAUCAACACGGGCUUCCUGCAGGACAUGUGCAGGAAGUUUGGAACUGUGGAGGAGAUGAAGAUCUACCACCACCCAAAAACCCGCAAACAUCUCGGACUCGCCAAGGUUGUCUUCGCCACCACCACGGCUGCCAAGGACGCCUCCAACAAACUCCACAGAACCUCCGUCAUGGGGAACAUCAUCAGUGUGCAGAUAGACUCCAAGGGUAAGAUCCGUGAGCAGUUGUACGACAGUAUCGUGCACAACAAGCCGGCCCAGGACCCCCCGCAGCUCAACAAGUCCGACCCGCGCCGACUGUCUAUGGACGAGAGACCCCACGCCUUCCUGCCGCCACAGCGAAACCUUCCCAUCAUGCCUGAGGCCCACCACAGACCAGAAGGCCCGCUCCCUCCUGCCCCCCUCCCCCCUGCCAGGCACGAAGUGGUUCCUCCCGUGUACCCACCUGUGCCCCAGCCUGAGGUCCACCCGGCAGGUGUUCCUACAGGUGUGCCACCAGGUGUGUACCAGCCUCCCCGGCAGGAGGCUCCCAAGGGGGGUUACUACAGCGACCCCCGGCGGAGACUCUCCUCCGAGACGGGCGGCGGCCCGCCGUUCGUUCCUUACGAGAACGUCCCCCACAACUCUUACGUCGGCCGCCCCCCUCCCGCCGGCCCCAUGGACGACCAGGGCUACUACAGCAACACCCCCUCCAGCUACUCCUCCUCAGGACAGCAGGGAGGCGGGUACCAUGGCAACAGUUACCAUAGCAACACGCCCGGACUGUCGGAGAGCACGCCCAGCUACGUGCCGACGCCGUCCAGCUUCCACAGUGCCGGACAGACGCCGCAGAGCUACCCAGGUGGCACCGGCACGCAACCGCCCUCGAACUAUCCAGUCCACACGCCAGGUAGUUACUACACCGGGACGCCAAAUGUCGGUUUCCAUGGAAACACGCCGCAGUAUUCCGGCGGGAACACGACCGUUGCUGCGGCAACGACCACGGCGAAUGCGAGCGUUGCUACGGCAACCCUGCAGCAGGAGGACCCGGCGCAGAACGGAGCGUCGGAGAAAACUUCGGCGGGGGACCCGAAGGGCAGCCUGAGUCUGGACUCGCGCAUCGAACUCCUGCUGAAGCAACAGAGAACGUUUCCCGCGCUCGGCGGCGCGGUCUCGCCCGCGUACAGCGAGGACGAUAAACAGGCUGCCGGCGGCGGCGGGGGGUUAGACCGCUCCCCCACGCCGCCCCCCCUGGAGUCCUUCACCCCCCCGCACGACUCCUCCCCCCGCCCCCCUCCCCAGAACUCCACCCCCUCCGGAUCCUCCCUCCAGCUGCUGAAGGCUGAGGAUCUGCUGGAGGAGAUAUCCCCAGGGUCGCUGGCAGACAGUGAUGAGGACAGGAACAGGGAGAGGGACAACAGGGAGGAGGAGACGGGUACCAUGGUGACAGACAGGAACGCUGAGGUGCCCACCCCAGUCAUGGAUGAGGAGAAGGGGGAGGGUGACAUGGACAUUUCCUCUGGAAACGAUUCAGACGAUGACGACAAAAUGUCCCUGUCCCCCCUCAGCAGCCCCGAGCAGUCCAAACUGGUUGUGAACCCACCCCCCGCUCCCUUCCACCCCCCCAACGUACCCCCUCCCAACUUCCCACCCCCUAACCUACCUCCCCCCAUGCUCCCCAACCCCAGCGUACCUCCCCCUAACAUCCCCNNNNGCACUUUUGACCCGAUCAAAAUGAUCAAAUUAAACCANUCCCCCCCUCCCCCCUCCUCCCCCCCUCCUCCCAGCCCGCCCCUCCCCCCCUCCUCCAUGCCCCCCUACAGCGGGAACUUCACCAACCCCAUGUUACCGAACCAGCAGCAGCAGUACCUGGCACGUAUGGGCCUGUGGAGACCUGGCAUGCACAACUACAACAACAACAUGCAGCCCAAAGGCCCCUUCCCGUUCCCCCCGCCCCCAUCCACCAAUCAGAGCCCAGCAUUACGGCCGCAGAUGCAGCACGGCGCGCGCCCGUUCGGGCAGGGCGGGAACUUCCGACCGUGGGGCGGCCCGCGGCCCGUGUUCGACCCCACGGUACCGCCGCCUGGGUACGUCCCGCCCGCGGAAAAGGUUGACCCUCACAAGGCGACGAUAGACGGGGUGAUGGAGAGGGUCGUCUGGGAGCUGAAGGAAAUCAUGAGGAAGGACCUGAACAGGAAAAUGGUCGAGUCCUCGGCCUUCAAGGCCUUCGAAGCCUGGUGGGACAUGGAGGAGGAGAAAACCAAGGUUCCAGUCAAGUCUGAAGAGAAGGACGAGGACAAGGUCGUGGAGCCGGAAGUCAAGGUCAAACCGAAGCCGGCCAAGUCUCUGUUCGAGCAGCCGGCAGCCAUUCCCAGCAUCUCCAACAUGGACAGCUUCAGUCCGUUUGGGCCCUCAGGGUUAGGGGGCCUUGGUCUGGGCAUCAGGGCAGCCAUGCCUCGCAUGCCUUCAUUUAAGAUGAAAAGAAAACCCCCGGACUCCCCUGCGGCUGAAGAUGGACUCCCCCGGAAACGGUCCCGACUGGCCUCUCCCUCCAUGGACGAUGGGUCUGCGUCAGACUCAGACGCAGACAAAGAGGACAUGUUGAGCCAGGACUCUGACAUGUCGCGGCACGGCACACCGACGCUCCAGCGGGCGCGCAGCCUGGACAGCGAGGGGGACGACGCCCGGGUCGGACCGCCAAGACAGGAGGAGCAGCGGAAGGGCGUGAUCGAAGAUGACGAAGAUGAAGAGGAUGAAGAGGAGGAAGAUGAUGACUUUGAGGAAGAGGAGGCAGCAGAAGCAGAGGCCUCCGAUGAAGAAGAAGAAGAGGACCUGGAUGUAUCUGAUGACGAGGAUGAGGCUGAUGAUGAGAGUGAGGGGAGUGAAAGUGGGGACGACUCCGACUCUUACGUCAGCUCCUCGGAUGAGGAGGAGGAAACUGCAGCAGACGUCACGGAGACGGAACGUGAGUUCAGUGAGGCAGAGGACUCAGAGCAGGUACCAGACUCUGACACAACCCCCCACCCCCUGGGGCAGUCUCCCCACCCCCUGGGGCAGACUCCCCACCCCCCCUCAGCCGAGCUGGGACCAGACGCCGCAGGGCCCAGGGUUCUGGUGUCACCAGUCCAGGAACAGACUCACAGCAUUCAGCCGCCUCCAACCCUGGCUGCUCGUAAACAGGGCCUAGCAACCCCGGAACACGCCUACAGCAAACAGGCUACCUCGCCCAUCCUCCUGUCACCACGGUUACCGUCACCACGGUUACCAACCGUGCUGUCCCCGCCCCUGAUCAGGACAGACGUAGCGGCCGGGGAGGACGUCGUCAGGUCCGGGCUGGAUCCCCACCUUCAGCUCAGACACCUGCGCGGCGUUGUCCCCGUGGGGCCUGCCGGACCGGAGGACUCGCCCGGCCGGCCCGCGCUGCAACUUCCAACGGAGAGGAGUGCGUUCGGGUUCAUGGCGGACGCAACGAAUGCGGUCUUACCGCCGCCGUCGUCGCCAUUCCCCCUGGAGGACCUACCGCGUACGCCAGGCGGUAACCUCGACCUCCCGAGAACUCCCGGUCGCGGGAUGACCCUGCAGCCGGCCGCCAUCCCGGGGUUCCUUGCAGUGACGCAAGCCGGCGCGACGUCCACGACGUGGCGCGGCGCCCCGCCGGUACCGUCCUUACCUCCUCUCCUCGCGCAGUUCGCAGACAUCGUGACUCACGAGGCCAUGCAGAGGGACGUGGUCGCUCCCGAGCCUCCCGUUGUCAUGACGACGGCUACGGCAACCACAACAACGCCUCCGCGGCUUCUUGCUUCUCAGGGGAAAUUUUCCAUUGCCAGUUUACUCUCACCUCCUCCUCCACAACAGCAGCAGCAACAGCUGCCACCGGCCAGGCCACAUCCAGGUCUGCCGCUUACCACGGAGGAGCAUCUACGGAUGCUGCAGGCAAACAGCCAGGUCCCCAGAUUCCAGUCACCACCCAGACCGGGCGCAGGGAUGCUGCAGCAGCCACAGCCUCAUCCCGCACACAUGUUGCCAAAUCAGAACGAGCUUUUCUCACCCGCGAGAGCAGCGGCGAACAAUCAAUCGAACGUCGAGCUUUCGCUGUUGUCGCCGUCGAAGCAGACGGUCGCGGACUUGCUCGCGGCGAGCAGAACUCUUGAAAGAGACGUCGUCUUGGACGUGGAAGGAAGCGACUCGGAAAAGACGGAGACGUCUUCAGAGCCGGAAGUUUCUGUGGAGGAUCAGGUGGAAGAGAGAACGGUAACGACAACAACGCCAAGGCAGAGAGUCUGUCCGUACAUGCUGGAGCAUAAUUACGCGGCGCCGCUACCCGAGCAUAACUACGCUGCCAGGCAGCCCCCCUCCCCGGCUAAACCUCUCACACACAAGCAAUCCAAGACUCGCAUAACAGAGGACGUUCCUGUAGUAGCAGCGCCCCCUGUCUGUUUGCCGGUGAACAUCAAGACAGAACCUGUGGAAGAACUUCCCAAAGACAAGGAGAACGAGGCGCCGAUCGAAGUCAGCAUUCCCUCGGUCGACUUGGUCACCACGGAGACCAAGGAGGAACCCAAGCCGCAUCGGAAGACGUCUUCAGAGAAGGACAAGGAGAUAAUUCUCAGAGACUCUCAGGUGACGAAUAAGAUCAAGGAGGAGGAGCUGCGGAAACCAGAACCUCCGAGGUUUGAUCCGAGGGACAACCUGAUGGAGAUGGAGGUUCUGUAUGAGUUCCUGAAGACUGGGAUUGACCUGGAGGAUGUGAGAUAUCUGCAGAGCAGCUACGACUCGCUUCUACAGCAGGACAACAGCGGAGUAGACUGGCUCAACGACACACACUGGGUCUACCAUCCUCCGACCAGAAUUCCCAACCCUCCCCGCAAGCGGCGGAAGGACGACCCGACCUUGGGAGAGCACAAGACGGGCUGCGCCAGGAGCGAAGGCUUCUACAAGAUCUCCUUCAAGGAGAAGACCAAGUACCUCCACCGGGCGCGGCUGGCAAGUGUCGUGGAGAAGCCAGAGGACGAUCUCAUGGAGUCUCAGAACAAGGCGAAGCAGGCGACACAGUCCUCACGAGAGGCGCGGUCUAACCAGAGACGACUUCUCGCCAGCUUCGGCGCCUCGUGUGGCGACAUCAGCGACCUUCUCAGGUUCAACCAGCUCAAGUUCCGUAAGAAGCAGUUGAGUUUCCGUAAGAGCCGUAUCCACGACUGGGGUCUGUUUGCGCUGGAGCCGAUCGCGGCUGAGGAGAUGGUGAUCGAGUACGUCGGACAGUGCAUCCGCCAAACCAUCGCUGAUGAGCGCGAGAGGAGGUAUGAAGAGCAGGGCAUCGGCAGCAGCUACCUGUUCCGGGUGGACCAUGACAUGAUCAUUGACGCCACCAAAAACGGAAACCUGGCCAGAUUCAUCAACCACUGCUGUAAUCCAAACCGUUACGCCAAGAUCAUCACCGUCGAGGGCUACAAGAAGAUCGUGAUCUACUCCCGCCGAGACAUCGCGGUGAACGAGGAGAUCACCUACGACUACAAGUUCCCCAUCGAGGACGAGAAGAUCCCGUGUCUUUGUGGCGCUGAGAACUGCCGCGGAACCUUGAACUAGGAACAAAAACUUCCGGGUAAAGUUCCGAGAAACUGCAAGGUCUCUCCUUCCAGCUUAACCUGAACAACUUAUCCUCGGCUUGUUUGGUUGCUGCAAAAACGGUCAUGAAACCUUGAACUAGCUACAAAAACUUCUGUACAUCCUAACUGCGACUUCUCUUCGUCCUCAGAAAUCCAAACAACUUGUCCUGGGUUCGCUUGGUUGCUGAAAGAAAACUGCCGCAGAAGCUUGAACUAGCAAGGAAAACAUCCGGGUAAAGUUCGGAGAGACUGCAAGGUCUCUCCUUCCAGCUUAACCUGAACAACUUGUCGCGGGUUCGCUUGGUUGCCGCAGAAAACCGUUGCGAAAGCUUAAACAAAAAAGAACUUCAGGACAUCCGAACCACGAUUUCUCCUAUAUUAGCCAGAACAACUUGUCCUUGGUUCGUUUGGUUGGCAUAUAUAUUCUCACUUCUCUUCUAAACGGCCAGAAAAAAAUGAGACGUUCUUUUACAACUGAGCAGACUGUGCAGCGCUGCAGCCAAUUACAGUUGCUGACUUUUCCCGUUCCGUUGGAAGAACAAAAACUCGAGAGCCAACAGAAGUGGACAGCGGAAAGACCAUAACACGAAGAGUUGGACGCGUGUGAUCUGCCCAGCCAGCUGAUUGGUCCAUCUCCGGUAACCUUGGUUACAGGACGAGUAGAACAUCAGCCGCUAUCCUCACUCCAAGAGUUGAAGUGAGAUGAGAUAAAAUGUGUUUGCUCAGACACACAUGAAGAGAUAUAGAUAUAUUAUAUAUAUAUAUAUUUUCGCUGUUUGUGUUACAGUCAGACAAGAGGACUAUACAGUAUUGACUUUGUUAGAGGAUGGGUAGAACUGGCUUUCCUGUGCAGAUGUGUCCGUGUGUCCCACGUUAGAUGUAGAAGGCCAGUCUUGAUGCCCAUGUACAUGUAUGGGGCAUAACUCUGUGGAACUUGUAAAUACUGUUCGCGUACUUCAGAUGUCAUAUUUCUGAUGAGAUUUCCUCAAUUUUUGAAUGUUUACAAGUAUUUUGAUACCCUAUGAUCAAGAACUUAAUGGUUAAAUGUGACCUUGGUAGUAUAUGACCUUGACAGGAUUUCACCUUGGCAAGUUAUGACCUUCAGAAGAUACGAUCUCAGCAAAACGGGUCAUUGCAAAACUUGACCUUGGUGAGUCAUGACCUUGACUUGACCUUGGUGACAUUUGACCUCGGUGAAUUUGACCUUGGUACAGCUCCAGUUUGUUGGUUCUGUGAAGCAGCACCAGUGAAACACCACGUGUGCCUGAAGUGUUCGAUAACAUGUACAGACGGACUCUCGGCUCAGUUUUUAUAUUUCUUUACCGAAUGUUGUUGUUGUCAGAUGUGAACUACAGUAAAUGGGAAUGGAAUCGGAUGUGGUAAAAUUGUCCAAUUUCUAAUCAGCGGGGCUGCAUUUUUCCGCCGCGCUUCUGUCGGACCCUGUUCAGUACCAGAGAACUCCGCAGCUGGAGUUUCGGGGUCUUGUGCUGUUGUUAUGCGAGACUGAACGCAAGGUUCCGGCCCGGAAUAUGAGGAAACAGCCUGUAAAAUUUGCUAAAGGCUCGGUGCUGAGGAAUAAUUAAGCACCGUUGUUGUUAGCUAAACCGUGAGGAAAUGAACCAUUUGUACAGACGUGAUGUAUUAUAUGUUCUCUGUACAGCAUUAAACCAAAUU
Branchiostoma belcheri (Belcher's lancelet) is the source of this 9179-nucleotide messenger RNA. Its product is annotated as histone-lysine N-methyltransferase SETD1B-A-like. Gene Ontology annotation, cellular component: Set1C/COMPASS complex. The record is from RefSeq and is a predicted model, not a curated record. Gene Ontology annotation, molecular function: protein binding; RNA binding; histone H3K4 methyltransferase activity. NCBI's taxonomy places the organism in Eukaryota, Metazoa, Chordata, Leptocardii, Amphioxiformes, Branchiostomatidae.